UCCCUCCUCCGUCCUCCCUCCCUCCCUCCGGAGGAAAACACACCGCUCUCGCUCUCCCUCUUCUUCCGCUCCGGGCAGCACCUGAACCGGGAGGAGGCGACCCGGCGGUGAUGAAAGCCGUCACGCAGGUUUUCGGGGUCAUGGCGGAGCUCUUCGGGCAGGUCUGGGAGCGAACCGGAGCGGAGCAGCGCCGCCGCAGCCUUUAAAACACUGCAGCCCGAACGGCGGAAGCGCCUCCACCGAAAAAACACCGGCAGCGGCCACUGCGCUCCCAUUAUCGUCACCAUCCUGCAGACGUGGAGAGGAAGACACCGCGGUGGAGUCGGCGGAUCUUCAGCAAACAGGGGCCAUGAGCAGUGAGCUGAACGUCCCCAUGGGCUCCCCGGCCCCCGGCGUGUCGGAGCGGGCCCCGGACGGCGGCGGGAUGGACUACCGGGACUGGGUGCGGCGCAGCUACCUGGAGCUGGUGAGCUCCAACCACCACUCGGUGCAGGCGCUGUCCUGGAGGAAGCUCUACCUCAGCCGGGCCAAGCUGAAGGCCUCCAGCAGGACCUCGGCGCUGCUCUCCGGCUUUGCCAUGGUGGCCAUGGUGGAGGUGCAGCUGGAGGUGAAGUUCGAUUACCCCCACGUGCUCCUCAUCGCCUUCAGCGUGUGCACCACGGUGCUGGUGGCCGUGCACCUCUUCGCCCUGCUGAUCAGCACCUGCAUCCUGCCCAACGUGGAGGCCGUCAGCAACAUCCACAACCUGAACUCGGUCAGCGAGUCCCCCCACGAGCGCAUGCACCACUACAUCGAGCUGGCGUGGGGCUUCUCCACGGCGCUGGGCAUCCUGCUCUUCCUGGCCGAGGUGGUGCUCCUCUGCUGGAUGAAGUUCCUGCCCGUGGACGCCGGCAGGGCGGCGCCCCAGAGCAGCACGGCGGCGACCACCACCGCGGCCACGGCCACCACCAAGGUGCCGCAGAACAGCGGCUUCCAGGCGGCGCUGGCCUCCACCAUCAUCAUGGUGCCGGUGGGGGUGAUCUUCGUGCUCUUCACCAUCCACUUCUACCGCUCCCUGGUGCGCCACAAGACGGAGCGCCACCACCAGGAGAUCGAGGAACUGCACAAGAUAAAGGUGCAGCUGGACGGCCAUGAGAGAGGCCUCCAGACUGUGUGAAAAACCAACACACACACACACACACAACGGCAGCUUUAAAAAGACUUUCUGUGCCACAUAUUUAUCAGACCCUCUUGCUUUGACGUUUGCUGCAGAUGCUAGUCGACGCCCUGCGCUGUUCCACUGCUAAUUUAUUCAGACAGCUGUGCGACUCGUGCUGUGACUGCAUCCACGUUCUCACUCUGCAAUCUCUCUAGGUCAAGGACACUGUUAAAAGUUUACAAGAAAAGAAAAAGGGCUAUUAAAUUUUUUUCGUACCGUUUUUGAUUUUUCUGUGUUUCGGCGGUCGGCUCGGGCGCUCACAGUGAUUCCUCUUUGAGUUUGGAGCCAGGCCGGCAGAGCAUACGUUCACUCUGAAGUCAAUUCAGGAACAUUUUUAUGUUCUGAGCAUCAGACCGACAUGUGGAAGUGAGUCAGUGGCGACAGGCCUCGGUACGGUUUGUACCUGCACUCUCAUGGAAUUGCAUUAAUGAUGCGAAUACCAUCGGAAGUCCAGCAGCUUGCAGUGUUUGCUUCGUCUCAGUUGCUUCUUUUAGCGUUUUUUGACCUAGUUGGUCACGGGGAAUAAAAGGUGCCAAAGUACGCGAUAUUCCACAUGUCCUCCUCAACUGAAGCUUCUACGUCAGCCAAAAAAAAAAAAAAAAAAAAAAAAGCCUUCAGUGGGAUUUUCAGGUGGCGUUAAAACCAAAGUUUUUUUUGUUUUUAAUUUGCAUUCAGAUUGAAUGACAUGCCACUGAACCUGCUCCUUCAGGUCUCACUGGUGACGCUCAGCCUCGCCUCCAGUCAGGCUUCCUCAUGCUUUACCUAAGGGCAGUGGAGAUUUGCAUCAGCAGCUGGACGCGGCUGUGUUCUGUUUCUCCGCUGUGUGUGUGCUCAGCCGCACGCUGCGUGGAUGUUGCAAAAGGCUUUAAAAAAAAAAAAGUUGCAUCUGAUGUAAAACGGUAUGGAGUUUGGCAUUGUUGUGUUCUUUGCCUUAAAUGUUUGUGGAUAGCUUUUCCCAUCUGUUACAAAGACCAUGAAGCCUGUGGGAGGUGUCAAAGCAGCGCUGCUCAGAUUCAUGUGUGUCAGGCUAUUGUCCAAACUUUGUCCUGCCUUAUCCAGUUAUUGCCUUUCAUGAGUUGUUACCUUUGCAAAAACGUCAUGAAACAUGCGCACUUUUGCUUCAGGCUAGAGGAAAGGCCAAGCCGGUCACCAACACGACUUCCAGUGAACAUCUCAGACCUUUGAUUUGAGCCGGUUUACUUAUAGAAGCAGCACGAAGGUGGCGUUUAUUUGGAUGGAGGGCAGAAUUUGUUACUGUGUUCAUGAGUGAAAUACACCGAGCUGUUAUCACAUUCCAAAUAAGAUGACUGACCAAAGGGUUUGCUCCUUUCUUUCUUUGCAGAAACAAAAAAAAAAAAAAAAGGACAGAAGUGCUCUUGUUGUGCAGUGAGCUGCUGCUGGG
This is a messenger RNA of Salarias fasciatus (jewelled blenny), 2600 nucleotides long. RefSeq names its product ORAI calcium release-activated calcium modulator 2 (gene orai2). The record is from RefSeq and is a predicted model, not a curated record. The coding region runs from base 350 to 1156 and encodes 268 amino acids. The transcript is spliced from 3 exons. Gene Ontology annotation, biological process: store-operated calcium entry. Gene Ontology annotation, molecular function: store-operated calcium channel activity. NCBI's taxonomy places the organism in Eukaryota, Metazoa, Chordata, Actinopteri, Blenniiformes, Blenniidae. Gene Ontology annotation, cellular component: membrane.